This is a messenger RNA of Cercocebus atys (sooty mangabey), 526 nucleotides long. Its product is annotated as 60S ribosomal protein L36a-like. The transcript is spliced from 2 exons. Gene Ontology annotation, biological process: translation. The record is from RefSeq and is a predicted model, not a curated record. Gene Ontology annotation, molecular function: structural constituent of ribosome. The coding region runs from base 1 to 381 and encodes 126 amino acids. Lineage: Eukaryota; Metazoa; Chordata; Mammalia; Primates; Cercopithecidae. Gene Ontology annotation, cellular component: ribosome; cytosolic large ribosomal subunit.
AUGGCUUUCUACAGAGGAAUUAAAAAUAUACAAGUCCUUUCUGUGCUGAUAACACUCACGCAAACGGUCAACGUUCCUACAACUCGCUGGACUCUCUGUAAGAAGUGUGGCAAGCACCAACCCCACGAAGUGACACAGUACAAGAGGGGCAAGGAUUCUCUGCAUGCCCAGGGAAAGCGGCGUUAUGACAGGAAGCAGAGUGGCUACGGUGGGCAGACUAAGCUGAUUUUCCGGAAAAAGGCUGAAACCACAAAGACUGUGCUAAGGCUUGAGUGCGUUGAGCCCAAUUGCAGAUCUAAGAGAAUGCUGGCUAUUAAAAGAUGCAAGCAUUCUGAACUGGGAGAAGAUAAGAAGAGAAAGGGUCAAGUGAUCCAGUUCUAAGUGUAAUCUUUUGUUUUAUUAAGAAGACAAUAAAAUCUUGAGUUUAUGUUCACUUCAAAAAAUAUACAUAUAUAUGUACAAGUCAAUGGAAGGGGACAUGAAGGAACUCCGGAGGUGCUGUUUAUCUCCCAUUUCUUGACCUGGG